AGCACUCUCUCCCUUCUGGCCAGGGAACGUGGAAGGCGCACCGACAGGGAGCCGGCCAGGGAGGGCGAGUGAAAGAAGGACAUUAGAAAGAAAGGUUAACAAAAUAAUAAAAACAGCCUGAGCCACGGCUGGUGAGACCGAGACCCGGAGCAAGAGUGCGCAGGCCUAGGGGGAGAGGAACAGGAGACUCCGCAGAGCGCGCUCAUCACUGACUUUUGCUUCUUCUUCUGCUUGUUCUUUUUCUUUUCUUUUUUUUUUUUUUAACAAGAAGGCGCUAGCGGCAGCCUCACACGCGAGCGCCACGCGAGGCUCCCGAAGCCAACCCGCGAAGGGAGGAGGGGAAGGAGGAGGAGGAAAAGCAUUUGCACCUUCUUUGCUACCACCCUAAGAAGCCUCCCGGGGAUUUUGUAUUUUUUUUGUUAACUUCCCUCCGGGCUCCCUCUUCAUCUCUCUCCUUCUUUCCCUCUGUUCGUGCACCCCAAGACCUUGUGUCUCCCUCGCGCGCCCCACACCUCGCGUCCCCUCUCGCUCCGAUCCCGCGACUCCUUGGCAGCCGCUGCGCAUGGAGAGCUCUGCCAAGAUGGAGAGCGGCGGCGCCGGCCAGCAGCCCCAGACGCAGCCCCAGCAGCCCUUCCUGCCGCCGGCAGCCUGCUUCUUUGCCACGGCCGCAGCCGCGGCGGCGGCGGCAGCAGCAGCAGCGGCGGCGCAGAGCGCGCAGCAGCAGCAGCAGCAGCAGCAGCAGCAGCAGCAGCAGCAGCUGAGUCCGGCGGCCGACGGACAGCCCUCAGGGGGCGGUCACAAAUCAGCGCCCAAGCAAGUCAAGCGCCAGCGCUCGUCCUCGCCUGAACUAAUGCGCUGCAAACGCCGGCUCAACUUCAGCGGCUUUGGCUACAGCCUGCCGCAGCAGCAGCCGGCUGCCGUGGCGCGCCGCAACGAGCGCGAGCGCAACCGCGUCAAGCUGGUCAAUCUGGGCUUUGCCACCCUUCGGGAGCACGUCCCCAACGGCGCGGCCAACAAGAAGAUGAGCAAGGUGGAGACAUUGCGCUCCGCGGUCGAGUACAUCCGCGCGCUGCAGCAGCUGCUGGACGAGCACGACGCGGUGAGCGCUGCCUUCCAAGCCGGCGUCCUGUCGCCCACCAUCUCGCCCAACUACUCCAAUGACAUGAACUCCAUGGCUGGCUCGCCGGUCUCAUCCUACUCUUCGGACGAGGGUUCUUACGACCCGCUCAGCCCCGAGGAGCAAGAGCUUCUCGACUUCACCAACUGGUUCUGAGGGGCUCGGCCUGGCUAGGCCCUGGUGCGAAUGGACUUUCGAAGCAGGGUGACUGCACAACCUGCAUUUUUAGUGUGUUCUCGUCAGUGAUGUUGGAAGGGAGAAAAAAAGAAAA
Messenger RNA from Hipposideros armiger (great roundleaf bat), 1388 nucleotides. RefSeq names its product achaete-scute family bHLH transcription factor 1 (gene ASCL1). The coding region runs from base 563 to 1273 and encodes 236 amino acids. Gene Ontology annotation, cellular component: RNA polymerase II transcription regulator complex. Gene Ontology annotation, molecular function: DNA-binding transcription factor activity, RNA polymerase II-specific; protein dimerization activity; RNA polymerase II transcription regulatory region sequence-specific DNA binding. Lineage: Eukaryota; Metazoa; Chordata; Mammalia; Chiroptera; Hipposideridae. The record is from RefSeq and is a predicted model, not a curated record. Gene Ontology annotation, biological process: neuron differentiation; regulation of neurogenesis; sensory organ development. The transcript is spliced from 2 exons.